Molecule: messenger RNA, 1331 nt
Organism: Prosopis cineraria
Lineage: Eukaryota; Viridiplantae; Streptophyta; Magnoliopsida; Fabales; Fabaceae
Product: actin-depolymerizing factor 7-like
Exons: 3
Coding region: 525-938 (137 amino acids)
Biological process (GO): actin filament depolymerization
Cellular component (GO): actin cytoskeleton; cytoplasm
Molecular function (GO): actin filament binding
Source: RefSeq, a predicted model, not a curated record
AUUCACAAUUCCUCAUGAAUUAACAAAUAAUUUUUGUAUUAUGUAAUAAUUUUCAGUCUUUAAUCAUCAGACAUCAUCUUUCUAAGCUCGUGGGACUUCCCGGAAAGACAUUUAAUUAGAUAGAAAUAGGAAGGUUUUUAAGGGACUCCGCUUCUGCCGUUUUUUAGACAUAUUAAUGUGGAAAUAGAAAUUAUCAAAUUAACGAGGGAAGCGUAAAAAUGAACAUAUAUACAGUUGACACGUUAAUGCUAAUGGGGGAAAAUAGACAAGGAGAUGCCUACUAACCUACCCCUUUAAUUUCUCCCUCAACUUCUAUUUUGAAAGCAUCAUGUGUUUGUUUUCAAAGUUCCACUUCCACCUCUCAUGGCUCCUAAAAGCAAGGACCGCCAUUUGUUAUUUUGUCUCCAUAGUUUUCAUUGAAUCUAUUGCUCCCACUUUCCAUUCUCUAUUCCUCCCUCCCUUUCUUUAUUCAUUUUUCAUUUCAUUCACAUUUCGCAGGGCUCUUCUUCCUCAUUGCUGGCAAAAUGGCAAACGCAGCGUCGGGAAUGGCCGUAAGCGAUGAGUGCAAAUUGAGAUUUCAGGAGCUAAAAGCAAGAAGGACUUACCGAUUCAUAGUGUUCAAAAUUGAGCAACAAGAAGUGGUGAUUGAUAAAUUAGGAGGCUCAACUCAAAGCUACAAUGACUUUGCAGCCAGUUUGCCAGCUGAUGAGUGUCGCUAUGCCGUCUUUGAUUUUGAUUUCACAACUGAAGAGAAUGUCCAGAAAAGCAAGAUUUUCUUCAUUGCAUGGUCACCGGAUACAUCAAAAGUGAGGAUGAAGAUGGUGUAUGCAAGUUCAAAGGACAGAUUCAAGAGAGAGCUGGACGGCAUUGCAUUUGAAUUGCAAGCAACAGAUCCGAGUGAGAUGAGCAUGGACAUUGUGAAAGAGAGGGCCUUCUGAUAUACAUGCAGCUCUCCUUCACCCUUAAACAAAAAAUAAUAUCAAAUGAUUAACUUUGACUUUUGGGGCCGUCUUAUUAUUAUUUGCCUGUUACAGAUUGGAUUCAACAAUCCAAACGGCUUGUACUAUCAUCAGAAUGCUUCAGUCUUCCUCGUUCAUUUAUGCUGUGUUCUUUUUUGGUUUGAAGAGCCAUCCAUCAUCCAUGGCUAGUUCUCAUUCUAGUAGCAUCCAUUGUGUAAGUUUGCUUUCAUGUAGAGGAAAUUUAUGUCUCGGACACUUUAUUUUCCAAUCCGUGUUGCCAGUCUAACCACUUUUUUUUUCCCUUGCUCUGCAUUUGUUGUGUAAUACCGACUGCAGAAUGCUCAAUUGCUGUUAUAUAUAUUUUUUCAUUUA